UGCAGGACUGUGGUAUCCACAUCCGGCCUGCGACUUUCAAUUCUAUCAUCCACUCCCUUACCCAAACACCGUCCAAGCCCCUCGGUAUUCUUCUGGCCGGCGCGGCGAUGCGUGGUCUGCGCAAAAAGGCCCCCGACGGCGAAAACGUCUUCAAAAUCCACAGCAGCGAUGUUUCUGAUACGUGCACGAGAGCCGCCGUCAAACUCAUGCUGCACGCUCGGAUGUGGGGUCAGCGUCGACAGGAGUAUAACACGGCUACGAACAGUUGAUCAAACAUCUCGUCAUGCAUGGCGAGAUCAUCAUGGGGACCCUGUUGGUCGUGCUGUUCUUCAAGUCCUUGGAGGUCCAGAAAGCGCGUGAUGCUUCUGCGGAGCAGGCAGCCGUCGAUGCGAAUUCUACGCCGUUGUGUCCGGAUGGAUGCUCCCCAUUCGUACCUAUACAACGAGACUACUCAUUCCGGUUGUCGCGCACCGCAGUGGACACUAUGAACAGUGUUCUUCGGGAGAUAGACAAGGCUGUAGAAGCGCCGCCGCCCGCUGAAGCGGACGGCGACGAUCGCUUAGCCCCAGCCCUCCAAGCCCUGGCGAACCUAGCCAUGCUGCUAGACACAGGCCAGCUACCGACAGACAGGAUCUCCACUCUGGUACACUCUCUCUACUCCUGUCCGAAGACGGAUCACCACGUCUGGAUCCUGGACCGCUCUAACAAGCCAGUCCGUGUCAAGGCGUAUCAGUACUUCCACAGCGUGCUUAUGCGUCUGAUACACUCCCUCACGAAGCCCGAGCCGCUGGACCGUCCUCCUCGCCUUGACAUCGGAUCCUACAAUGCUCUCCUGUUCUACGCCUUACGACAUCGACUCUCGCCUGCGCUCGCUGCCAGCAUUCUGGACCAUAUGUGCUGCAAGCGAAAGCCACCGAUACAGCCUACCAUCGUCACGUACAACACGCUGAUCCGUGCUGGUACCCUCACGCGAAGACAGGACAUAACGGACCUUGCUCUGCGCGCCCUUCGAGAGCGCUGCGAGUGGUCCGCUCCUGCGAGUGAGGUGGAGAGUACUGCUCCGAACAUGGCUGGUACCAAGGGUCAGGAUGUUUGGCUGCAUAACUCGCAUCCAGAAGCGUUCCAAUCGUCUUGGAAGGAAGCUCUGCCGUCUCGUCCGUCUGUCCCUUGGCCAGGAUUGCUAGGACGGGAUGCCAAAGGCCGCUCAACCACCGCUAUGAACGUUGGCCGUUCAAGUGUCUCGCAAUGCAGCGCCGUGGACCCCCCGACUGUUCCCGCAUAUCGGCAACAGUCGAGCUCACUUCGCCGUGAUAGAAGCAGUCCGGCUCCUCCACCCGGCGCACGACAGUCGAGAGUACUCCAGCGGCUAGACGAAGAAGAUUGGGAAGUCCCAGAGGCUUUCGUCAAUGCGCCCGUCGAUGUCCCUGUCAACGCACGCACGCUUGCUGAGUACGUUACCCACGUCACUGCGACCGGGAAGCCCGGUGUCAUCGCAAAUGUCCUUUUCCGCAUGAUGCCCGAGCUAGCUAUCGUGGACCAUCCUACUUGGGGGAGAACGGACGAUAGCCGACGGCGAAGCCCACUGCCUCCGAGACUGAGGAAGCGGUAUCUGAGGCGGGCAGUUCGCCACGGGCCGCACGUAUACUCCGCACUUCUCAAUGCGCUGGCGAAGGCGAAGAAGACGGGUGCCGCUGAGAGGGUGUGGCUGCUGGCCAAGCAGGCGGAGCAGGCCAGUUGGGUGCCUAAUUUUGUUCCGGACGUGGAGCCUUGGUGUCUUCCUGUGCAUGCGUACACCUCGAUGAUGCGCUGCUACGCUCAGGAGGCAAACAGAGCCAUCUCUCGUGGCCGACGUGAACAAGCCUCGUCGGACCAGGCUCUCAGGCAGGGUGACGACAAGUGGGUGCCACUGUUCAGAGGCGUCAUUCCUGGAUGGGCGGCGUUCGUGACCACCAUGCAGAAGCUCCACUUGCCGAAGUACUCGCAGAGGCGCAGACGUCUACGGAGCGUCGCUGGGCUCCUGCAUCGGUGCAUGGUCUCUGCUGGACUGUCGCUCUAUCGGUCACUACUGGCAUGGCGAAGACGCGGAAGCCUCGUCGGGAGUGGAAGGGACAUUUCCCUACCCCCGAUGAGCGGUUCUUCAUCGAGGCACUCGACCUCUUCGGCCGGCAGUUCAACACGGCCCCGCGACCCGGGCGUACGACUCCGCGUUUCUGGCGCAGCUAUCUGCGCUCGGCGUGGCACCGGCACCAGCGUGAAGGCGUAAAGGGGCAAGGCUGGACAUCCGCCCUCCAGGAGGUAGUGCGCGACAUCGUUAAGGCAGGCCUGCCGGUGCCGCCUGGCUUCCGUGCCAAUUUCAUCGGACACUGGGACAAGAUCAUUGACUCAACGGCAUCUGUAACACCCGCCAGAAUUGUGGCACUUAUACAUCUUCAGCG
Fomitopsis serialis is the source of this 2435-nucleotide messenger RNA. RefSeq lists its product as uncharacterized. NCBI's taxonomy places the organism in Eukaryota, Fungi, Basidiomycota, Agaricomycetes, Polyporales, Fomitopsidaceae. The transcript has a single exon. The coding region runs from base 284 to 2263 and encodes 659 amino acids. The record is from RefSeq and is a predicted model, not a curated record.